AUGUUGAAAACACUUGCAGUCGGCCUUCUGGCCGCUCAAUCCGUCGCCGCGAUGCGAUUUGCCAUGUACAUUGACCAAUACCACGUUACCGCGCUACCUGGCCAAAAUCAGACCAAAGGAAUUGACACCGCUAUCAUGGCAUUCGCGCCGUCAAAGUUGUUCAAUUCGGACUCAACCCCGUCUUUCGAGCCAUUCGAGUCUCCUGAAACCAUGCGCAAGCGCUUCAGCCCAGACACAAAGCUGAACAUUGCCAUCGGAGGCUGGGGCGAUACCUCUGGAUUCUCGGAGGGAGCCAAGGACGACGCCUCUCGUGAGCGAUAUGCCAAGAACGUCGCUGCCAUGCUCGACGCUAAUGGAUUCGACGGCGUGGACAUUGACUGGGAAUACCCCGGCGGUAACGGUCAAGAUUACAAGGAUGUUCCGAACUCAAAGAAGGUAGAUGAGAUCGAAACCUACCCCAAAUUCCUUGCUGCUGUUCGCAAGGCUAUCGGCAACAAGACCCUUUCCAUUGCUACGCCAGGCCGCAAGCAGGACUUCAUCGCCUUCACCAAGGAGCAGGGUCCUAAGAUCUUUGAGUCUGUGGACUACGUCAAUGUGAUGAGCUACGAUCUCAUCAACCGUCGCGAUAACGUUACCGAUCAUCAAAGCGGUGUUCAGGGAUCCCUCGACGUGAUCAACGAGUACCUUGCUAUCGGUGCCCCUGCCGAGAAGCUUAACCUUGGUCUCGCGUUUUAUGCCAAGUGGUUCACCACUGACCCCGAUUCCGACUGUGACGAGAACCCUCUGGGAUGCAAGCUCGUCAAGCUUGAAAAUGACGACGGAACCGAUAAUGGAAAGUCCGGAGCCUUGACCUUCGAGGCAAGCACUGUUGCCGAGGCCCCCAAGGACUUGAAGACCACCACAAAUGGAAAGUGUGGCUUCGCCGAAGCCACCAAGUGCCCCGAAGGACAAUGCUGCAGCACCUAUGGCAACUGUGGUACCGGCGAUGACUUCUGUCAGGCAGGUUGCCUGUCUGACUACGGUACUUGCAAGGGUAUCUCGAUCGUCGACUCGUGGCGCAAGGCCGAGAAAGACGGCAAGACUGACGAAAAGGGCGGUGGCCAGUACUACUUUGACAAGGAGAACAACAUCUUCUGGACCUGGGAUACCCCUGAAAUGAUUGCACGCAAGUUCAAGGAUAUUGUCGCAGAGAAGAAGCUUGGGGGUGUCAUGGCCUGGAGCUUGGGUGAGGACACUUACAAAUUUGCUCACCUUGAGGCCAUGCAGAAGGGAGUUGAGUCCCAAAAGUAG
This is a messenger RNA of Penicillium brevicompactum, 1290 nucleotides long. Its product is annotated as CAZyme family GH18. The record is from RefSeq and is a predicted model, not a curated record. Gene Ontology annotation, molecular function: chitin binding; chitinase activity. The transcript is spliced from 4 exons. NCBI's taxonomy places the organism in Eukaryota, Fungi, Ascomycota, Eurotiomycetes, Eurotiales, Aspergillaceae. Gene Ontology annotation, cellular component: extracellular region. The coding region runs from base 1 to 1290 and encodes 429 amino acids. Gene Ontology annotation, biological process: chitin catabolic process; carbohydrate metabolic process.